Varroa destructor (honeybee mite) is the source of this 3043-nucleotide messenger RNA. RefSeq lists its product as uncharacterized. NCBI's taxonomy places the organism in Eukaryota, Metazoa, Arthropoda, Arachnida, Mesostigmata, Varroidae. The record is from RefSeq and is a predicted model, not a curated record.
GACGGCAAUCGGGCUGCUGCCGAUCGUACCAGCAGCCGAACAGGAACCCCAUCAUCAGCUGUGGUAUUGGCAGUGGACGCAGUGCAGCUGCUAGCAGUUUUAGCGGUUCGAUUGAACAACAGGCCUCGUAGCGCUGCUCAGCCUUGUUGUCACCGCCGUCGUCAUUAACGUUGGCUGGGUGGGCCCAAAGCAGGACGGCAGACAUUAAGGAUCGGCAACAGCAAUAGUCAAGAGUCGAUCCUUUGAAGUAGCAAAACAUCCGUCGCAGCCGCACGACUUCGUCACUUUCCCGGCGGACGUCGCCAGAUCACGUCGUCGCCGUUAGCAGCGCAACGUGGGCCAGUCCCAGAGCAGUCGCGCCGAACUGGGAGCUGGUACCGCGGGAUUCGGUAGGCCAUCCCCGGUAAGUCUCUUGGUGGGGAGGAUACAUACGCUACUCUGAGUAUAGGAACGAAAGAGAAGUUUGCAAACUGUGAAGUGUAUUCUGAAGGCUUCUGGUGUGACGAAGUUCGAGUGGAGGUGUCCAGGCAGUAUCACCCAGUGACGAAAUUGUGAAGUACAUAGAUUGUGGCAAUCUUUUUAUACUUCUGUAUAGGUAUACGUCUGUUAUUUAAAUCGGAGUGGAUCUGUGGAUUUGGUGAUACCCCGUUUCAUGGACUUUAUUGCCUUCCGGAGAGGUUCGUCGACUAAUUCGUCGCAGGAUGGCGAUCAGACUAAGGGUGAAACGGCCAACCUUAAGGGUACCUUACCAAAGGGUAACGUACUUCGUGCUCGUUCUCGCUGUAGGUACAAGCCACGCGCAAGCACAGGGAGCGGAUGAUUACAAUGUAUUUGUACGGGCUCUACCUCCAAAUCAGCAGCAGCAGCAGACCCAACAGAUAUAUCAGCAACCGCAACAGCUGCAUCCAUACCAACAGGUUCGAGGCCCCCACCAGUAUCAACAGUAUCAGGAACAAUAUCCCAACCAGUACUAUACCGACUACCAGGCGCCAACUGCCAGCGUUCCAGUUCAACAACAAAGACACGUACCUCAACAUCCUGUCCCACAGGAAGAUGUCGAUGACUCCGAGUAUUCAUAUGAACAACAACAACAACAACUGCAGGAGUACGAGGCGCCGACAAGUGCGGUCCGAAGUACCACAGCAACGACAACAACAUCAACAACAACAACUUCUAGACCAUCCACAACCACGACAGCCACAGAGGCCGCGACUCAGCAUCCGUUCUCGGCCACCUCUGCUAUCGAAACAUCGACGCCGGCCGUUCAGAAGAGCCAUAUGAGCGUGUCGUCAACAUCAUCGGUCGAGAACACCGAUAGACAGGGAAAAUCUGCCGGUCAAUCUGGAAAUCAGAAGCCUGUUCAGGUCGUACAAAAAACUGUGACAAAAGACAAGGAUGGAAAGAAAGAAGAAUAUGUCGUCUAUUAUUACUAUUAUUAUGAUGAUGAUAGAAAAAACGAUACCGCAAAGGAACAGCCUGUCGAUUCCCUAGACUCGUUUGACAACGUCGACAAAACGCCGUCGACUCGUUUCCAGCCUAAGACAGUUUCGAGCAGCGCGUCACUGUCGCAAUUUAGCGGUGCCACGACCUCAUCAACAGCCACACCUAGCUUGAAGGUUAAUUCGCAGGAAAGCGUAGUUACGGCAACUGCUUCAUCCACCCUAGCAGCCGUUGGUGAAUCGGCAGAUACCGACCAUAUUGUGGCUCCAUCCGGGGCCCGACUCAACUCUGACGCCGUCUCCGUUCCUUCUGGCCAACCUGCAUUAAUUUCCUCAACUUCGACAGUUACUACGUCAACGACAACUUCAACGACUACCACUACAACUACCGAGGAGCCUUCGACGACGUCCACCACCGAGGCAUCGCCUAAAAAGGGUAUUGGAAACCGCCGAACUCGUCCUCCAAGGCCUUCUGGGGGAUCUCGAAGGAGAACUACAACAACAUCCACAACAACGACUAAUGUUCCAUCAAAGAGAACUACGGUGUCGCGAAAACCACGUCCCACUAGACCAUCUCGGCUGAGCGGAGGCCGAAGAAGGCCUUCAACGGAAGCACCCAAAGAUGACACCGAAGAGAACAGAGACGAAUCUUCCACAACGACGGCUGCAUCCGAUACGGAAACGAAGCCUACCAGAAAGCGUUUCGGAGGCGGCCCGCGUCGUGGUUCAAAACGAACAACCGUCCAAGCACCGGCAGCUUCCAGUGCAGAAACCACAACCACAGCACCAACGAAGAAGCCCCUUCCCACAAGAGGAACCGCUGGCGGCCUCUUUGGAAAGGGACAGGGAAUUCGAGGACCUCGGCCAAGGCCUGGCAGAAGACCAGUGAAGAAGCAGCAAGAAGAGACAAUCGAAGCUGGUGAGGAAAAGGACAAAACAGGUCAAGAAGAGGCUCCAAAGACGGAAGCUCCUGUAGCCAGGACUGAAGAAACAAAGGUUGAGGAAACUGGCGAUGCGGAGGUGACCGAGAGUCCCGCAACAACAUCAGGACCUUCACGACCUCGACAAAGGCAACGCGGUGCGCUUUUCGCGAAUAACCGGCCUCGACCCAAUCUGCGUCGGCCCACUCCUGCAGCAGCGCCAACAGCGGCCGAGAGUUAAAUGAUAUCAUCAACACCGUCGCUACAUACGACGCGGUUGUAGGAUUGGAAAAAGCUUGAAUGAGAAAAAUCGAAAGAAUUUGAAGAUCUUGGAGGGAAAGAAAGAAAGAAAGCAAAAAUCAAGAGAUAAAGAUAAAGAAGGAGAAACAAAUAGAUACGCUACAUAUGGCCGUGUAAGCGCCUCGUUCUGCGCGAGGCGGUGACUACGGCAAUACUGAUUACCUCCAUGGGCCACCGCCGAUAGCCUAGCGCUGUGGUAGGGCAGUUCGUCGCAGCUUCCCUCUAUGUAAAUUAUUAAGUGUUGUGUCCCUGGCGCUUUUCUAUCCCUAAGAAAUAGGUGCGUCGUCUGCUCUACUGCGUUGAGCAGAGGAAAAAAAGAAGAUGUGGAAUUGGAGCGCGUUUAAAACAAUCGCUGCCACGUUCGAGGUUUUUGUGGCAUGAGGA